Molecule: messenger RNA, 4953 nt
Organism: Xenopus tropicalis (tropical clawed frog)
Lineage: Eukaryota; Metazoa; Chordata; Amphibia; Anura; Pipidae
Gene: dhx36
Product: DEAH-box helicase 36
Exons: 25
Coding region: 103-3048 (981 amino acids)
Cellular component (GO): axon; perikaryon; cytoplasmic stress granule
Molecular function (GO): nucleic acid binding; ATP binding; hydrolase activity
Source: RefSeq, a predicted model, not a curated record
UAUUUUGCUAGGGAUACUACGGUGUCCGCUUAGGUUCAAAUCCAUUCACUGCCUCGUUACAGGCUCUUGCUUCUCCGGCUUUCUGGCAGGUCGCUGUGAGGCAUGAGCUACGAACAGCGGAGAGGAUGGGGGCGAGGGGGACGAUGGGGACGAGGGGGACGGGGCAGAGCAAGGGGCUACUCUUCCCAGUACGAGAGCGGCUCUAUGGAGAAUUCGGGAGGUGAGCAAAGAGAGAAACCGCCGCCGCAUCUGAAGGGCCGGGAGAUAGGUUUAUGGCAUGCCCGGAGACAAGGCCAGAGAAGCAAAGAAAAAGAGAGGCAGGAGAGAGCUGUCGUAAAAAUGGAUGAAUCCAGGGAGCAACAUAUUACUCGGCUGCUGAAUUCGGUGCAGGCGCAGAAUAACAAUGAAAGGCCAAGUUGCUCUGAUGAAUCCUGGUGGGCCACUGAGAAUGAACGAAACAGUGUUUCCACUCAACUAAAGCAGCCAGCAAUGCCCGAAGAAAAGGAUCAUGCGUGGGAUUCUGAAUACGCUGCUGAGGCAGAUGAAGCAGGCACAGAUCUGGAUCAACAGCUUAAAGAAGAGCUGCACGAAAAGAGAACAAAUUAUAAAUAUCUUGAAAUGCAGAAAUUUCGUGAGAAGUUGCCUUCCUACAGCAUGAAGGAGAUGAUAAUUAAAAUGAUUAAUUCAAACCAAGUGACUGUCAUUAGUGGAGAGACUGGCUGUGGGAAGACUACACAAGUAACACAGUUUAUUCUGGAUGACCAUAUCAAGAGGGGGAAAGGUUCUUCUUGCUACAUUGUUUGUACGCAGCCAAGGAGGAUUAGUGCCAUAUCAGUAGCAGAACGAGUGGCAGCAGAAAGAGCAGAAGCCUGCGGAAGAGGGAACAGUACUGGAUAUCAGAUCCGCCUUGAAAGUCAGAUGCCACGGAAACAAGGUUCUAUAUUAUACUGCACAACUGGGAUUGUGAUACAGUGGCUCCAGUCAGACCCGCACUUGGCCAAUGUCAGCCAUGUUGUUAUAGAUGAAAUACACGAGAGAAACCUCCAGUCUGAUGUUCUUAUGGCAAUUGUUAAAGAUCUUCUAACCUUUCGGUCGGAUUUGAAAGUCAUAUUGAUGAGUGCCACUCUGAAUGCAGAGAAGUUCUCACAGUAUUUUGACAGCUGUCCAAUGCUGCACAUUCCUGGGUUUACCUACCCUGUCAAAGAGUACUUACUUGAAGAUGUUAUAGAAAUGCUUAGGUACAUGCCAAAGGAUAGUGACCGGAGGCCCCAGUGGAAGAAACGAUUUAUGCAAGGGCGUAUGAUGUGUACAGAGAAGGAGGAAAAGGAGCAGCUCUACAGGGAGCGCUGGCCUGAAUUUGUACGGAAACUUCAGAGAAGAUACUCUGAAAGCACUAUUGAAGCUUUGGAACUUGCAGAUGAUGAAAAAGUUGACCUUGACCUUAUUGCAGAACUCAUAAGGUACAUUGUUCUAAAAGGAGAGGAUGGAGCAAUCUUGGUGUUUCUGCCAGGAUGGGACAACAUUAGCACCUUAAAUGAUUUGCUUAUGUCACAAGUGAUGUUCAAGUCAGAUAAAUUCAUCAUUAUUCCUUUGCAUUCAUUGAUGCCAACUGUAAACCAGACAGAGGUUUUUAAAAGGCCACCACCAGGAGUGAGGAAAAUUGUAAUUGCCACCAACAUUGCAGAGACAAGUAUUACCAUAGAUGAUGUGGUGCAUGUAAUAGAUGGAGGAAAAAUAAAAGAGACUCACUUUGACACACAAAAUAACAUCAGCACAAUGACUGCAGAAUGGGUUAGCCAUGCCAAUGCCAAGCAAAGGAAAGGUCGUGCAGGCAGAGUUCAACCUGGCCACUGCUACCACCUGUAUAACAGCCUUCGGGAUAGUCUUUUGGAUGACUAUCAAUUACCAGAAAUUGUGAGGACACCAUUGGAGGAACUUUGCCUCCAGAUCAAGAUUUUAAAGCUUGGUGGCAUUGCCUCUUUUUUGAGGAAACUAAUGGAUACCCCAUCUAGAGAUACAAUAUGUCUGGCAAUCAAUCAUCUUAUGGAAUUGAAUGCUCUAGAUAAACGUGAAGAAUUAACCCCAUUGGGGUUUCACUUGGCACGAUUACCAGUAGAACCACACAUUGGCAAGAUGAUCCUGUUCGGAGCCCUUUUCUGUUGCCUAGAUCCAGUUCUCACCAUUGCAGCAAGCCUCAGCUUUAAAGAUCCAUUUGUCAUUCCAUUGGGAAAAGAGAAAUUGGCUGAUGCAAGGCGGAAGGAAUUAUCCAGGAAUUCAAAAAGUGACCAUCUGACGGUGCUAAAUGCAUUCGAGGGGUGGGAGGAUGCCAAAUGGCGUGGAGGCAGAGCAGAGAGAGACUAUUGCUGGGAAAACUUUCUGUCUUCUAACUCAUUGAAGAUGCUGAGUAACAUGAAAGGACAGUUUGCUGAACACCUACUUAGUGCUGGUUUUGUGAGCAGCAGGAGUCCGAACGACCCCAAAUCAAAUAUCAAUUCCACUAAUGAGAAGCUCAUUAAAGCUGUUAUUUGCGCUGGUUUAUAUCCAAAGGUAGCAAAGAUUCGGCCAAACUUUGGCAAAAGGCGGAAAAUGGUAAAGGUGUAUACAAAGUCUGAUGGCAAGGUUAACAUUCACCCAAAGUCUGUCAAUGUGGAAGAAACAGAAUUUCACUAUUCAUGGCUUGUCUACCAUCUGAAGAUGAGAACUACUAGUAUUUAUCUAUACGAUUGCACUGAAGUCUCACCAUAUUCACUGCUUUUCUUUGGGGGAGACAUUUCAAUCCAGAAAGACAAAGAUCAGGAUACUAUUGCUGUGGAUGAAUGGAUUGUGUUCCAGUCCCCUGCAAGGAUUGCACAUCUAGUGAAGGAUUUGAAAUCAGAACUUGAUGUCCUGUUAAAAGAGAAGAUUGAGAAGCCUCAACCUGUUGACUGGAAGGAAACAAAAUCCAGAGACUGUGCUGUCCUUUCUGCCAUCAUUGAUCUCAUAACCACACAAGAAAACCAAGAAGAAAAAAGUUUUGGCCCUUGUUACCAGGGGGGCUUUUAUAGGUGAUAGAGCAGUGGCUCUUCUCUGAGCAAGAAUGGGAAUGCCUUCCAUGCCAGCCUGAGUAUGAAGGGAAGCUGUGCACACAAGACCUGAACUAUUAAACUGCCAUUAUGGCCUGGCUUGUGUUGUUUGUAACAGUUAAAGUUGUGUCUUGCCUGUAACGUACAUACCUUGUUGGUAAGCAACAUUCAUUUUCAUAAAUGUAACUUUUCGUUUACAAGAAUAAUACCAUGAUCUCCAUUACAAUAUAGCAGCAGAAAGGUAAAGUUUAGCUGCAUCUCUAGGUUUCUAGAUCUCUGAUCUAAUCUGUUCUCUGUUGAACUGCCACUCUGCAUCUUCACACGUUAUUCUUACUGGCAAGUGGGGUUUUUGUUUAGUUACAUUUCUCAUAGCCAUGAGAAAGGCAUGGCCUUUGGAGCAAUAGAUUUUGGCAUUCUAUGAGAACGCUGUUGUCUCAAGGCUGGGGCAAGCAGCCAAGGUUUGUGAAAAUACAAAGCUUUGUGGAAGUCUAUUUUGCAGCAGUGCCAUCCAGCAGCAAGGCGCUGCAGAGUUUUCCUAUUCCUUUUGGUAGAAAUGUUGGUUCUUUUAAGUUAGCCUGGCAUUGUUCUUGGGUUUCACACAGAUUGCUAUUGGAUUCAAGUCUGGGUCACUUAAGGACACAUUUUCUGAACCCCUUCACUAUGUGUGCAGUGUGCUACUGGAAAGUGCCAUUUAUCUCAUCAGUUCAAUGAGUUUUACAGCCUGGAAAGGAUUUGUCUGGCGGCUCUGUCUUGGCACCAUCCAUUCACUUUAACACAUACAAUUUAAUUAGAAUGUAAUCUUGUGCCUCAAAGAAAUCCACGGUCUUCUAUUGAUGUAUAGGCCUAAAAAAGCCAUCAAUAAUUUGUCUAUGUACGGUCACAGGGCAGAUCUGCUAAACUAUAACCAUCAAGAAUCUGCUACCAUUGCAGCACCAAGGUACAAAGUCACUGACACCAAGCACCUUCACCACUGGGUUCCACACUGAACAGGUACAGGAAAGGUUGUCAAAAGAAGAUUUACCAUACGAUGUAUAGUUACAGGCGCCCCCUGCAGGAUGACAGUGCUAAACAUGGUCUGCAAAGAAACUGGCAUGUGUAAAUCACUACCUUUCUCAUUAGUACUUCUUUCUCCUUAAUAUCUAUAACUGUGGGUAGGGCCAAAUAUGAAUUAUUUAAUAAAAAAUGAUUAUCAGUUGAUACUUAAACACCUUUUGUUUCCAGGCUUUACACAUAUAAAAUAAGUGAACUUUUGUUUUUAAAUGCUAAGUGAAACUGGCAGAGUUAGGCAUAAUUAUGCUUUAAAAUACUGCCGUGCUCUGUCUUUGGGUUGUGAAUGGUGUCAGACUUGGAGAUACUGUUUAUACCUUGACAAACAUGGCAGCACAAUGUGAGUGCCUGCCUCAGCAUCACACCCAUAGUCAGCUCAGUUCAAUAUUUCAUUGUAUUUAGCAACACAUCCUAAUAUGCAAAAUACACUAAGCAUGCAAUGCAUUAAGAUUUCUAUAGGGUGUUUUGCUGAAUAAAUAUGUUUUUUAUGAAAUAUUGACCUGUGUGGACUCCAUGGGUGCCGCUCUCCUAGGGUUACGUGCACUGUGCCUGGUAAAAUAUUUUUGCCGCUUUUUUUUUUUUGCAAAAUAAAACCAUUCCAUCCUUCAUGCAGUGGGGGCUGUAUUUAGGAAAGGUCUAGAUUCCCUCUAAUGGUCUCAUGUUAUUUACCCACCAUAUGUGUCUCAGCUGGGAGCAGCCCUUUUAUUUUUAUAAUUAGCUCAGUUUGUUGCACCCAGGCAGUUAGCCAUCUGUUCCAAUGGGCAGUUCUUUAGCAUAGUUCCCUGCUGUGCAUACAAUGUAUAUCACCCAAACAAAUGGGCAGUUAUUUAAAAAAAAAAAAAAA